AUGAAGAAAUCUUGUAAGAAAUUGGAGGAUAAGCUCAAGAAAGUGGAUGUUGAAUUAUCUUCAGAAGUUGGCUAUAGUUCUACACCUCGUAAAAAGAAUGUUAGUAGAAAAACAAAUGUGGACUUGAAGGAAAGAAGGCCAGCCAAAUCACAGUAUUCCAAGAAGAGAAAGAAUAAGAAUUCUCAGUGCAACCCAAAAAAUUCACCUUCUUUCUCAGUUUUUUAUGAAGCUCAACAUUAUCAGAUGCAAACAGUAGCCACUCCAUCAGCAUCAGAAGUUUUGCCGGUGCUGCAAUUUUCAAACAAACCUAUACCGCAUUCUAAAAAUGGAGAGCUCAAGGCAAUCACUGACGAACAUGACCACCACAAAACGACGAAGGAAGAGAGUUCUUACAACAUAAAAUUGGUCGAAAAUGUCUAUAAUUUGACAGAAGAUGAUCUAAAGGAGUCUUGUUGGGUACCCAGUCGAGUGUUGAAGUUUGAAGAUUUUGAAGAGAUAUGUGUUCAUCAUGGGCAACAAAUAUUUGAGUUAUUGCUGAAUCAAGUUGUUGAUGAACUUGUGCUGCUUCACAGGAGAAAGAAAUUCCUUUCCCAUGCAUGUUAA
Messenger RNA from Fraxinus pennsylvanica, 603 nucleotides. The record is from the annotation of a GenBank genome assembly. Lineage: Eukaryota; Viridiplantae; Streptophyta; Magnoliopsida; Lamiales; Oleaceae.